Molecule: messenger RNA, 4809 nt
Organism: Caenorhabditis angaria
Lineage: Eukaryota; Metazoa; Nematoda; Chromadorea; Rhabditida; Rhabditidae
Source: the annotation of a GenBank genome assembly
AUGAAAUCGAAACGAUCAUUGAUUCGAGCCAUUUUGUUUGUUCUUCGAUUACAGAAAAAUGUGAAUGUGAGAAGAAAUGAAUCGAGGCGGAACACGAUUUUUGCAUCGAGGAAUAUUGUUCGGUGAGGAAGAGAGAAGAAUCAGAAAUGAUUUGAUUCUUUUGUUUCAUUUCUGAUUGUAAAUAUCCAUCAAAACUUGUUAAGGUGCGAAUCAACCAAACAUCGACGUCGAUCAUCUCAUAAAUGCUCGCAAAGACAUCGAAACAGUGCACCAAGCAGUUCAUAUCCACUCAGGUUAGGAGACAAAUCAAAAAAUUUGUUUCAUCAAAGUCAAUCAUCAAAGAAAUUCACUAAAUCAGAAAUAACAGCAAUGAAAAACUGAAAAUGAGAGAUUUCCAUUUUCUACCGCAAAAAAUAUAAUUUCUAUCACCAAAGAUACAUUUUCCUAAUAAUCUCUAAAAAUGUAGAUGAAUGUUUCUAAAAAUAAAUUGCAAUAUUUUCGUUGACAGAGUUAUUUAUCAGUUUGAUCUGAUAUUGAAAGUUUCUAAAAAUACACAUUUUAUUGAGUUUGACACGACAGAAGUUGGAAAAAAAAAACUAAAAUCAUUUUCAGAUCUCCGAGUGUUCUUCGUUCAUCAGUUUUUGAUAGUCACGGUCACCAAAAUGAAAAUGGCUGUGAUUUUGGUGAGUUUUCAAAAAACAUAUUUGUUUUCCCACAAGAUUUCUUCUUCAAAAAAUCCAUAUGGAUGAUUUUUUUCAAGAUUUUUUGUUGUUUGAAAAAUUAAUUGUUUGUUUAUUUAUCUCCUUCUUCUCUAGUUUUUUCAUAUGGUUUAAUUUGAAAACGAAGGCAACAUCUUUUUUUCAAUUUUCCAUUUUUUUUCAAUUUCACAAAGGUUCUUGUUCCAAAUUGAUAUUUUGAUUUCGGUCAACCUAUCAAAUUUUAUCAACGUAAAAGACUGGACAUUUUUUAGAAAGCACUAACUGAUAACCAAAACGGAAUAUUAUUAUUUUUUAUUCCCAUUUUUUUCCUUUUCCUGCUCUCAUUUUUCCCUUUUUGCUUUUGCACAUUUUCAGUUAAUUAAUUAAUAAUGAGCAAUUUUGAUAAUUGCAAAACGCAUUUAUUUUUUAUGAAUGAAAAAACUCUUUGUUUUGAUGAUCAUAUUGAUCUUCUUUUUCUUAAAAAUUAGCUUCAUUUUCAGAAAAUGCGAGUUCCUUUUACCUCAUCAUGUGAAACUGAAAAAUGUGAUUUUUUUGCGUUUGCCAAUAAGUACUGACAGGAAAUUACUUUAGUUUUUCAUAUUCUCGGUUUUCUGCUUCUUACAUUCAGUUCAAAAAAAAUUCAUAUUUUUUUUCGUGAAUUUUGACCUCAUUCGUUAUUUAUCAGGAAACAAUCAACAUGAAAGAGCAGAGUUGAUUUUUUAUCUUUCAUGAUUUUUGAUGAAGGUUUUUUUUUCUUUUUUUCUGUAAAAAUUAUGUAGUUUCAUCUUUCUCCUUCUCAAAUUUUCGUUGAUAAGAAUAUUUUUGAACAUAGGAGAGUCCUUGCUGAAAACCCAUUCAGUUUUCAGAAAAAAUGGGGGCAGGAAGGUAACGGAAAUUUGAAAUAUUUUUUUUGAACUUUGUUAAAUCGAAUUCCGAUUUUUUAUGUCUAGAUUUUUUUCUAAAGAAAAACAAAAUAAAAAUCAAAUGUUUAUGCUAAGAGGUGGGAUGAAAUUCUUAAGAAACCCACGCAUUUUUAGAGCCUGGCACGGCGAAGAUAUUCGAAAAACAAAACAAGAAUCUCUGGUCUACCGUAAUAAUAAAAAUUAAUUCAUAAUUUCGGAAUUCGUGUCAUUCUGCAAUGUGUGAGGGUCUAAAUACGUUAUGACGUGGCGAAGUCCACCGUAUUCUAGAUAUAUCAGAAUAUUAACUUUGCAGAAGUUUCGGAAAAUUCCAAAACUGUAUAGUUUUUAAAAUGAAAAACAAACCCUAGAAAUGGAGAAUUGAAUAAUUUCAAUGAAAUUUCAAACAUAUUUAUCUCUCUAAAAAUCCUAAUUUGCCACGUCAUCCAUUUUCUCCAUCAGAUAUUGAGUUUUGAAAUCCUCAUUACUUGGUCAUUUAUUUUUUUUCAAAAAAGUUCAAAGAAUAACCAAAAACAGUAGCCAAAGCAGCAAAAAAAUUGACUUUCUAAUUGUUUUCCCAGAGUUUGCUUGUUUCAUGAUUCAUUCUCUUUUUUUCCAACAACAAUCAAUUUUAAUUUCCGAAAAAAGUCAUCAUUUUUAACAAUUUUUGUUGAAGUUUCAUUAUGUAUAAAAUCCUGCCUUAAAAAAUCAAAGCUAAAUUUCAAUUAAAACAAUGAUUGUUUUAGGCGCAUUUUCGGCAAUGUCUCAACCAUAUUUGGUUGGGCUUGAUGAUUCGAGAGGUCGACCAUUAUUGAGUGUUUGUGCUGGAGCAGCACACACUUUGGCCUCCACAGCUUUACUUUGUAGACAACAAAGUUUGGAUGAACCUGCUACACGGUGAGUCAUUCUAGAUUGAGGAAUUAUGUCAUUUUGUUUUGAAAAAAAAAUUUUAUUUAUGUGUAAAUUCAUUUUUUUUUCAAAAAAAAAAACAUUGAUUGUUUUUCAGGGCAUUGGAAAAAAGUUGCAUCAGGUCCACUUAUGAGAGGUUAGUUUUUAUUCAAUGUUUCUUUUAAAAUGUAAAAACAAUUCUUGUCCGUACAUAGAAAAGAUAAUUAAUUCUAUUUACAUAAAAGUGACCUGAUUUUCGAUUAUUUCCAACUGUUUCAUUUAUCUUCUCCUUUUCUCACUUCUUUUUUUUUUGAAUAUUCUUUUGGUGUUUUUUAAGGUGUUUCUGUUCAACGGCAAUCGAGUAUUGAAUUGCUUGAACGACGAAAAACUGAAGAUGGUAAUCGAUUGCAGAAAAAGGCUAUAAAAACAAAUAUGAUUAGUAUGUACGGUAAGUUGCGGGGAUUUUCGAAAUUACUCAUACUUGGGUAGAAAUUAGACAAUGAUUUUUUCUUAUGGAUUACGAGUUUUAAGUUCAUAAACUCUUUAUAAGAUUUUCCUCGACAUCUCCAUUUUUGAAUGUGAAAUAGAACAGUUUUUUUUUAGAAAUUUAGCCUAACCUCAACUCUGAAAUUGAAAUUAGAGAUGUUUUUAGAGAUUUCGGUUAAUUUGCUGAAAUUAGAGAUUUGUUUUUCUCCGUUGUAUAUUGGGGAAAACUACACAUUUUGAGCUACUAGGUUGAUAGUUCAAAAAUUAAUGAUUUUCCAAAUAUUUUUGUUAAUUUUCUGACAAGUCUACAUUGUAUUAAAAUUAAAAAAAAAAACAUUUGCUUUCGAAAACAAGAUGACUCUCACAUGUUCUUAUUUUCGAUAAUAAUAUCUCUAACUCAAUCUGAAACAUUGUGAAUUUUCAGAAAUAAAAAUAUUUUGCAAAACCUGCAUUUACAGUCACAAGAUUCUGAGCUUUUCUCAAUGAUAAGAGAAAAGUGUGACACAAAAACAUGUUUCGUACAGCUUUGAUGUCAAGAAUUGGCACAAAUCAAAACAAAAUAGCUUUUUUUUCAAAGAAAAAUAUGAAAAGUAAGGAUGAUGAAAAUCAUAAGUUUUAACACAAAAAAUUAGCGAUUUCAAAAACUUGUUAUACAUUUAUGAAAAUAACAUAACACUGAAUUUUUGAAUAUUUCCAGGAGCACUUUUGGCAGUAGAGCAAAACGACAAAGAAGCUCUAAAUGUAGUCCUUGACAAAAACCAGAUAGAUGUUAACGCUCCAAUUUCAAGUGGAAGUUACGAGAAAUAUUCGACAAACUGGACCCUUUUGGAUGUUGCUAUCAACUUGAAUCAUGCUGAAUGUGUUUAUUUAUUGCAACAACAUAAUGCUAUCGAAAAUCAUCAAAGUGAGUCACUUUUUCAUUUUUUUUUUUCUCUCAUUUUUUUUCCAAUGUUUCCAAGUUUCAUUUGUACAAUUUUUAAUAAAUGAAAUCAUAAAAAUUCUUUCGCUAUCAAUCUUGCACUUUUCAGUGAACACACUUGAAAAACGAAAACGAGCGAUUCGUGAAGCUGUUCUUUAUACAACACAGGAGAUUGGUGUUUUAAAAAAGGCGGGGCAUUCGAAAGAGAAUGAUAAACAUCUGAACGCGAUGAAUGCUCACAUUCACAUUCUUAAAAGAAUGGAAGACACGCUAGAAUGCGAUAUUCGACCAACUCCACCAAUUUGUGCUAUUGUUGAAGCAACUUCAAAAGCGAGAGCAAUUAUUAGAAUCACAUUAGCUGAUAAUGUUCAAGAUGUUGUGCUCAGAUAUAAAGGUAUCAAUCCUUUAAAAAAUUCUUCCCAAAAACCGCAUUUUUCAUUUUUUCAGUUGAAUGGUCAGUAUACCCUAAUUUCGAGAAAGUAUUCGGAGAAUGUAUUGAAACGAGAACACUGAAUGAUGUUUUGACAAUCAAUGGCUUGGAGAAUGGAAUGUCUUUUAUAUUUCGAGUUUCAUCCAUCGGAGCAAUUGGAGAAUCUGAGCCAAAAAUUUGUAGCCCUGGAAUGAUUGAGAUUUCAAGUUGGGAUGACGAUCAUAAAAAAGAAGGAUGGCAGGAAAAAGUUGAGCAGAUGAAGGAAUUGACUGCUGAAGUUAUGAAGCAUCGAUCAAGUUUGGUUUGGCAAAGAAUUUUUCCGAUUUCGGAAAAUACUGGAAAACGCAAGAAAAAUGGAUUGAAAGAAUUAUUCACUGCCAGUUCAAAAUUCUCGAAACAUGCUUCAAGGUUUGUAGUAGUAUACAAAAGGUUGACGCUGGCGCACAUUUUUUGCCCAAAUGCGAUUUUUGCAGAUUUUCAACAUUUUAA